Closterium sp. NIES-67 is the source of this 3372-nucleotide messenger RNA. NCBI's taxonomy places the organism in Eukaryota, Viridiplantae, Streptophyta, Zygnematophyceae, Desmidiales, Closteriaceae. The record is from the annotation of a GenBank genome assembly.
UGUACAGACCAUUCUAAGCAUCGCGCAUAUCUGGCGCAAUUUCACGCGGCGCAUCAAUCCGCGCUGCUCUCACUCCUUCCGCCCUUCUCCCAGCGCCCAACCUGCCGUUUGCGCGGGCGCUGCGCGAACACGAGGGCAGUCCCGCAGGGUGCAUGAGUUGCGGGCACGAGGCAGCAAGGUGUGCUUGAGGUUCGAGGCUUGCGUUAGAGAGUUCUGAAUUGGCGCGGCAGGCGCCAUGAAGGUGUACGCGCACUGGGACGGCGACCCGCACUUCACGCUCAUCGCCGUCGUCGCUGAUCGCGCCGUCGCGACGACCGCAGGCGACAAGAGCGGCGUGCGCACAGCGGGCGAGCUGCUCGAGCGAUUCGCCUCCGCCUUCAACGCCAAGCACCCCUCCCAUGCCCCGCUCUCACCCUCGCUUCUCUCCCUCCACAAAGCAAGGGGUCAAUUACUUCCUCCCACUGCGGUACUGAGCAAGGCAGCACAUGACCUCGACGACUUGUUUGUUCGUCAAAAAGUUGCAACGCUCAAACCAUUGCCACCAGCACAGCAGCAGCAGCAGCAGCAGCAGGUGGGGGCGGAGAAGGGUGGGAAGGAGGUAGCAGUGGGAGCGCUGUCCCAUGGCGUGAGCGCCAUGACCGUGGGGCCUCCCACCGCCCGUUCUCCACCUGCUGCCGCCGCCACUCCCUCACCCGCCCCCGCCAGCCGCCCCUCAUCCACUGUGCGCUCUGCGCCUGCUGCCGCCAUCCCCCGAACCCCAGCUGCACCCCUCUCCGAGUCGCCUCUCACCCUGCCGCUGGUGCGCCACGCAGCACAGCAGAUGCUGCACGCGCAGAGGCAGGGCCAGUACAGGCAUGCCAUUCUGUUGGCGAAUCAGCUGCUCGCUGUGGCUCCCAACCUCAAGCUCUGCUACCGGGCGCUUGCCGCCAUGCACAUGGCCAUAUCCCGCCACGACCGCGCCCUGCCAGUUCUGCAGGCCGCCGUGGAAGCGCACCCAUCAGACGCGCUCUUGGUGCUGCGCCUGGCGCAGGCGACCCUGCACCUGGCGCAGCCCAGCGACGCCCUCUCCCUGGCCGACCGCGCUCUCUCCCUCGCGUCGCAGCAGGGGUGGCCGCAGCACAGCACGCGCAGGAGGGGCGUGGCGGGCCAGGGGGGGGGGGCGCGGGGCAUGGUGGGCGUGCUGGGCAGCAGGCAGAGCGCCUCUAGAAUGAUGCAACGGGCGCGGGUCAGCGGACAGCAGGCUGCCGAAAUGUUUGGUCUGCCCGAGGAGGAGGAGGACGACGAUGAGGGGGAGGGUGGGGAGGGUGGCAGGGGCAAGCGUGGCGCGGGGGGAGCAUGGGAUGUGGAGAGUCCCUACGUGGGUGAUCCGCAUGGCGAUCUCUCAUUGGACGACAUUAAGGUGGUGUGUGGGCGUGCGCUGCUGCAGGUGGGGGCGGUGGAUGUGGCAUCAGCCGUGGUGGCGGGUGUGCUGCAGGGCGACGAGCACCACGAGGACGCGCUCGUGCUCUAUGGGGAUGUGCUGCUGCGGCAGACGGCAGGCAAGCAGACGCCACAUGGACAACCAGCGGAAAGCCCCAAUGGCUGUGGAGCACAGAGCGAGGAGAAUGAGGGGGGAGGGGGGAGUGUGGAGGAGGAGGCGAUGAAGGCGUAUUUGAGAGUGCUGCUGGCGCGCCCCCACCAUGCCACAGCGCGUGCCAAGAUGGCCCAUGUGCUGCAGCACCACCCCUCUGCGCGCCGCCUGCUGCUCUCGCAGCUGCAGUCGGGCGCAGGCCCCCCCGCAGAUACGGCGCGCGCGCUGGUGUUCUUCGCCUCGGCGUGCAAGGACCACAGCGCGCUGGACGCCGCCCUGGCGCUCAUGCAGCGCGCCGUGGCGCUCACCCCCGGGUGCUGCAGCCACGUGCUGGCGCUGCUGCACCUGCACGAGGUCAUGCUGCAUGGCUGCGCCGCGCUGCACCUCGCCCUCUCCUUCUGCCACGCCCACCCUGAUUUCCGGCUCGGCCCUAUCACGCUCGCCGCGCUGCUGCCCUUCUUCCAAGGGCUGCCUCUCCACGCAGGCAGCUGCGAGGAUGUUUCGCCCUGCCCGCAUGAGCGGGGCGUGCAGCUGGAGUACCUGCGGUGGUGGGAUGGUGGGGGCUCGCAGGAUGGGGGUGGUGGCGAGGCUGGGGCAAAUGGUAGGGGAGCAGAUGCGUGUGCUGGCAUGGGGACAGACGCAGGUGCGGGAGGAGGAGGCAAGGGCGAGGGUGUGGGAGCAGGGGAGGGCACGGAGGAGUACAGGUCGGAGGAGCUGGACGUGCUGGCCAUGCUCAUGACGGCGGUGAAGGCGCUCUUCCUGGGGGGGGCCGUGCGGCGCGCCAAGGCGCUGGGGGCGCUGGUGGAGCGAGCGCGGGUGGCGUCCAAGGUGCCGCUGCACGAGACGCUCAUCCGCAAUGAGGCCGCUUACUUCGGCUGCGCCUUCCAGCUGCUCACACACUACCCCAUCACACACUCCCUCUCGCACAACUCCCCACCACCACUGUUCCUUGCAGGCGACAGCCACUGUCUGGCAGCAGCAUGGCGGGUGGUGCAUCUGAGGGGCCAGCCACGUCUGCUGUGCCCGCUGCUAAUCACGGGUCUCAAGGCGUGGCACCUGCGCCCCGAGUCAACAUUCUUCCCCAAGGCGUCGUUCCACCGCGCCAUGCAGUGCGUGCCCCCAGGCAGCGAGGUGGUGGUGCUGUUUGGGGAGAUUGACUGCCGUGAGGGCAUCCUCGUGUCCGUCGACCGCAACAAGUACAAUGACGUGGAGGAGGGAGUGGAGGUGACGGUGGACAUCUACCUGGCGGCGCUGCUCUCGCUCAUUGCGGCGCGCGGCUUUGAGAUAUUCGUGCACCCCGUGCCAUCCAUCAUCCCUGACACGCGCCCUCUCGCCCGCAUCUACAACGCCACGCUGCGCCGCCGCUGCCUGGCUGCUGCCGCCUCCCCUGCUGCCGGGGGGCGGCUGCACAUGCUGGACUUCUUCCCCGCCCUGCUCACUCAUGACCAAGAGUCCCUGCGUCCCGAGUUUGAGUUUGACGGAACGCACAUGAAUCCUCGCUAUGUGCCUCUCCUUGACAAGGAAUUGUCGCGCAUCCCUGCACCAUGAUGAGUCAUGAGUCAUCAGCUCGCCAUGCCUUUUUUUCCACUAGGAAUCACACAUGCAUGGGUCGCUGCCUCUAGCCAUGCUGCAGAGCCUGACUGACAGCUAAACAGACCUAUCCAGUCAAGUUCUUUCAGGGGAUGUACGAGGUCAGCUAGUCGUGGGUGGGUACUCAAAUGCCAGGGCGUCAGGCCACUCAGAUGCCGUAGAUAAUCGUUUUCAUUGCUUUAAUAUAUUAUUCAUCCCAAUGCGCUUGUGAC